Messenger RNA from Lactuca sativa (garden lettuce), 1130 nucleotides. Its product is annotated as AT-hook motif nuclear-localized protein 23. Gene Ontology annotation, molecular function: minor groove of adenine-thymine-rich DNA binding; DNA-binding transcription factor activity. NCBI's taxonomy places the organism in Eukaryota, Viridiplantae, Streptophyta, Magnoliopsida, Asterales, Asteraceae. Gene Ontology annotation, cellular component: nucleus. The record is from RefSeq and is a predicted model, not a curated record.
CUUUAUUAUUCUUCAUCUCUUUCUUCUUGUUUCUCCCCCCACCCCUUUAGUUUCCUCCUCCUGAUCUAUACCUAUAAUAUGUCAAACAAUUUAGACUUGAGCUCCACUUCCCCUUUCUCCCUCCAAAACCUGCAACAUCGCCCUGACCUCCACCUCCAAAUCCCUCCUGAUUCCGAAGAUGACAACAACCAACACACUCCUGGCUCCGGCAGCGGUAGUGGUGAUAUAGUAGGGCGCCGGCCACGGGGUCGCCCCCCUGGUUCAAAAAACAAGCCCAAACCACCUGUGAUCAUCACUAGGGAGAGCGCAAAUACCCUCCGUGCACACAUCCUUGAGAUAAACAGUGGAUGUGAUGUCUUUGAAUCCAUCGCGAAUUAUGCCAGGAAGCGUCAACGUGGUAUUUGUAUAGUAAGCGGCAGCGGCACCGUCAACAACGUCAGUCUUCGGCAACCUGCAGCGGCCGGAUCUGUACUCACCCUCCACGGCAGGUUUGAGAUACUCUCGCUGUCUGGUUCCUUCUUGCCACCUCCGGCACCACCGGGGGCGACCAGCUUAACUAUAUACUUGGCGGGUGGACAAGGACAGGUUGUUGGUGGGAAUGUCGUCGGAGCUCUGAUCGCUUCUGGGCCGGUGAUUGUGAUAGCAGCAUCUUUCACAAACGUGGCGUAUGAAAGGUUGCCACUGGAUGAAGAGGAAGCGGCUGCCAGUAGUGGAGGAGGGAAUGGAGGCGGCGGAGACGGGAAUGGUGGCGUCAAUCAUCCUUUUCCGGACCCCUCAUCAAUGGGUUUGCCGUUUUUUAACUUACCACUUAACAUGCCUAACGUUCAGCUACCGGUGGACGGUGGUGUUUGGUCUGGCAACAUGGCUAGCCGGCCACCCUUCUGACUACGUUUGACCAAGUCGAAGCUUAAUAUUCUUCAAGGAAAAAGGUCAGAUAAAUUCCUUGGAUCAUCAAUCAUGAUUCUCCAUCUUGUACAAUAAUUAAUCUCCCCAUUUUCUGAUUUUUUUUCUUCAACCUAGGGAUUUCUUCUUCUCUUUUUGAUUCCAUGUUUACUGUUAGUUCUUCAUCUUGAUGUUAAUUGUUGUACCUUGCUCGUUUUAUGUAACGGAAAAACGGAGUUUCUUGAUUA